Molecule: messenger RNA, 1971 nt
Organism: Penicillium verhagenii
Lineage: Eukaryota; Fungi; Ascomycota; Eurotiomycetes; Eurotiales; Aspergillaceae
Exons: 5
Coding region: 1-1971 (656 amino acids)
Biological process (GO): regulation of transcription by RNA polymerase II
Cellular component (GO): nucleus
Molecular function (GO): RNA polymerase II cis-regulatory region sequence-specific DNA binding; DNA-binding transcription activator activity, RNA polymerase II-specific
Source: RefSeq, a predicted model, not a curated record
AUGCUUUACAGCAGUGGCCAACCCAAUGAGUUCAAAAUGGGCGAGUUCUUCCACAACACGGAGGAGGAAUUAUCACCAAGUGAUAUGGCAUUCUCAGUGUAUAAUAUGACAGACGUCGAUGGACCCCACUCGGCACUUUCCAUCAACCACGAAGCCUCAAGAUUACCACAUGCCACCCAGGGCAUUCCCAUGACUCGAUUUGAUGGAUUCCCCUUGAUGAACCCAGAUCCUUUCUCUACUCAUCAGAGUAGUCGGAGAAACUCCCAGUACCAGGAGAGUGGCGACGAUCAAGUCUCACCCAAGCAAUCUUCCGAAGUUGAAAGCCUACAUUCCAUAUCGGAUGAUCUUUCUAACUUCCAGCAAAAAGAUAUUUGGGGAUCCGCAUCUUAUAUGCCACGCUACGAUCGUCCGUCCCUACCCGAAACAAAAUUCUUUCCCGCUACAGGAGUACACCCUCCCGUGCCAUUAUUCCACCAUACCUUGGCCUACGAUACAUUAGCUGGAUCAUCUGAUGGUACUUGCCUCGGCGGAUCCCUUGCAAAUCUCAUCACCGAUGGAGGUGAUAUUGCAUCCGAAGAGACUGAGUCAUUUCGUUUCCGCACUAUCCUCCAAGCCCCGACCGCGAUGAUCAAUGAAGGCGGAGAUCCACCUCUAAGCUACCUAAAUAAAGGCCAAGUCUACUAUCUCACCGUGCUGGACUCGACACCACCUCAGGCAAUUGACAAGGCAGCAACAUACCGAACCUUUGUUCGGGUCUCAUUCGACCAAGGACAGGCAAGGUCCAACUCAGCCGCCUUCUGGCAACUAUGGAAAGAAGGCCGAGGUGUACCUCAAGACCACCAGCAAGAAGAAACACCCUUUGCAGUCGAAUAUGUAGGCGGCGACAGCUUUCAAUUCCAGGUCGAGCAGAAAAACUUUGAUGGUUUCUGCGUCACUUGGAAAAUGAAUUCCGUCACCGGCUUCAAUUCCUGCCACAUACCACUCUGCUUCAAUUUUCUAUCUACCGACUUUACACGAUCGAAGGGAGUAAGAGGAAGCCCUGUUCGACUCUGCUCCAAGACAGAAGAACUGGCUACAUUCGGUGACCCUGUCAUUUCUCCUGAGCCGGAAGUUUGUUUCUGCAAAGUCCAAGUUUUCAGAGACCACGGUGCCGAAAGAAAGCUUUCCAAUGACCACAGCAAUUUGAUGAGAGGCAUCGAGAAGCUGAAACAUCGGAUUUCGAACGCGGAAUUAGGAUGGUCCUCAAGAAAGCGCAAACGUGGCAGGCCGGUUGCGAAAAACCUGAAAAAAUUGCGACAAGAUGAUGUAUCAGAGCAACUGAACCAGGCCGGUCUAAGAUCUAAAUUGUUCGGACUUGAGAAAAUGGCGCUCUCUUCUCACUCCAGGACGGUCUUAGCACUCCGCGGCGAUAAGGAGGAUGAUCCAGAUCUACACCCAAUCCAUCUACCGGAAGAUGGCAUUGGAAGCAAGACGGUACUUUUCAAGAAUGGCAUGGAUACAUCCACGAGAAUGGACGAAUGGGAGAUUGUGACGCCACCUAACUCCAACCAUUCCGAUACGGAGACUACGGCUAUCCCACAGAUGGUAGCUGAUGACGACUUAUCCCCCGAUUUCAUCAAAGUGAAUCGCAUUGAUUUUUACGACCAAGGACUCACGAGUCGACAUCGCAAUUCAGUGGCGUGUUUUUAUAUCAGACUCCUGGAAGACGAUCUCCAAGAAUAUUACCGCGCGAUUUAUCUAUCAGAACGCACAAUCGAAGAGCUCGCAAAGAAAAUCUCCGAAAAAUACGAUAUUGAAUCCCUCGACUUGUGCAACGUAUUCCACAUCAAUGAAAAGAACUUGAAGAUCAUGGUCGAUGACGAUUUUGUGAACCAAAUGCCAGAAGGACAGCACAUGGAAAUUGAGCUCCGUCGUGGAAAGACAAGUUCUGGCAACGGUGAAGAUAUCUGUGAAACGUGGUUACUCUAUUAA